AUGGUAAAGGUGCCACCGCGUGAUCUUUCGCCCUUUUUGCAAGCGUUUAGAAAUUAUCUUCUCGGCAGAAAAUUUACGAAUGCAUUGAGGUUCGAGCCGUUUCUUGCAGCUCGAACUCAGCCACCUCCACAAAUUCCUGAUGGAGUCUCUCACAAACAUGCACACAAUUACUACUGUUCCCGUGAUGCGCGAAGAGAAGUAGCACCACCCCUUGAAAUAUCUACUAAAUUGUUAACAACUGGAGCAGAAAAAGGUGAAGCAAAGACAGCUGCAACUGUGAGGCCUACACCUGGCAAACUAUUCAACUGGGACAAACACUAUAAUUAA
Molecule: messenger RNA, 327 nt
Organism: Pieris macdunnoughi
Lineage: Eukaryota; Metazoa; Arthropoda; Insecta; Lepidoptera; Pieridae
Source: the annotation of a GenBank genome assembly